Molecule: messenger RNA, 3360 nt
Organism: Mustela lutreola (European mink)
Lineage: Eukaryota; Metazoa; Chordata; Mammalia; Carnivora; Mustelidae
Gene: LPAR5
Product: lysophosphatidic acid receptor 5
Exons: 2
Coding region: 627-1730 (367 amino acids)
Biological process (GO): behavioral response to pain; G protein-coupled receptor signaling pathway
Cellular component (GO): membrane
Molecular function (GO): G protein-coupled receptor activity
Source: RefSeq, a predicted model, not a curated record
AGUGUGACUGUAGUGACAGUGUAAAUUGUUUGUGAAAAUAUAAUGCAGGCUGUUUCCAAACAGGCCUUUUAGGAGGCGGAGUCUUCUACUAGAUGAGUUAUAUACUUGGGCAAUAUAGGAGUGAGAUAAGAAGCGGCUGGCGGACCAACACAAGAGAGAUUAAAUAGCAAGAUUACAGGGUGUGUGAACAUGGCAGGGAGGGGACAGAUUUCCUUCCAGGUAGUCAGUGAAUGUCACAUGGGCCUGCUAAGUACAGAGACUGAAGUGUGAGUCCCAAGUGUGAGCUUGGGAGGAAAGCCAUGGAUGAGGGGGGUCCCAACCCAUGAGCUUACCAUCUAGCGGGGGAUGAUGGAAGCAAAUAAACACCCAGGAAACAAUCUGAGAAGUUCAAAGCUGUGAACCAAUAAUGUGCUUAAGUAGGUCUCCACUGCUGAUGAAGCAGUGACCCAAAGUGUCCAACCCCCCGACAGCCAUCUGCCUCGCAGCCAUAGUCCACAUUCCCAUGUCCUGCCUGCCCCAGGACGGUCCCUGCGCAGCCUCCAGGCCCCACUCUGGGGACGAACACGAGGCCAGGACCCUAGCGUGCCCAAUGAUGUCCCCAGCCUAGCUCCUCUCACACUGGUACCAUGCAGCACAACUCCGCCAACAACUCCAGCCUUGCUUCCCAGUGCCCUGACUACCGGAACACCCACUACCUGCACAUGGUGGUCUACAGCCUGGUGCUGGCCGCAGGGCUUCCCCUCAACGGGCUGGCCCUCUGGGUCUUCCUGCGCGUGCUGCGCAUGCACUCCGUGGUGAGCGUAUACAUGUGCAACCUGGCAGCCAGCGACCUGCUCUUCACCCUCUCGCUGCCCCUGCGCAUCUCCUACUACGCCCUGCACUACUGGCCCUUCUCUAACCUCCUGUGCCAGACUGCGGGCGCCAUCUUCCAGACGAACAUGUACGGCAGCUGCAUCUUCUUGACUCUCAUCAACGUGGACCGCUACGUGGCCAUCGUGCACCCGCUGCGGCUGCGGCACCUGCGGCGGCCCCGCGUGGCGCGGCUGCUGUGCCUGGGCGUGUGGGCGCUCAUCGCCGUGUUCGCCGUGCCCGCCGGCCUGGUGCACCGGCCCUCGCCCUGCAGCUACAACGGCGGCCAGGUGCACCUGUGCUUCGAGAGCUUCGGCGACAUGUGGCAGAACAGGCUACUGUGGCUCCUGCUGCUGGCCGAGGCGCUGGGCUUCCUGCUGCCCCUGGCGGCCAUGCUCUACUCGUCGGGACGGGUCUUCUGGACCCUGGCGCGGCCGGACAGCACGCGGAGCCGGCGGGGGCAGAAGACCGUGCGCCUCCUGCUGGCCAACCUCGUCAUCUUCCUGCUGUGCUUCGUGCCCUACAACGCCACGCUGGCGGUCUACGGGCUGCUGCGGGGCAACGUGGUGGCGGCCGGCAGCGAGGUGCGCGACCGGGUGCGCCAGGCGCUCAUGGUCAUGGUGCUGUUGGCCGGCUCCAACUGCGUACUGGACCCGCUCGUGUACUACUUCAGCGCCGAGGGUUUCCGCAACACCCUGCGCGGCCUGGGCACUCCGCUCCGCGCCAGGACCUUGGCCACCAACGGGGCUCAGGGAGGGCACGCCGAACGGUCCACCGAGGGCACCCUCAUCACCGGUCCGGCUACCGCCAACCAAAAGCUGCUCCAGCCUUCCAGCUUUGGGACGCCCUUGACCCAGCGCCGCGAGGACUCGAUCCUGUGAAUGCACUGCGUACGAUUGCGCAGUCACCCCCACCUCCCAGGCCCCCCGCUCCGCUCACACGCGCACGCUCGCAGGGUAUUGUACAUGAGGGAAGUGGGAUGGGCACUUGGACUUCUGGGCAGCAACUCCUGCCCGUAAAUGCACAAGAGAACAAAUUGUGGCCAGCCUGGGGCACAGGGAAGGAAGAAGAGUGCUGGUGGAAAUGCCUUCUUUGCUUUGGUGGUGAUGGUGAGCGUGGGGCGAAUCCCUGGCCCAGUGAGGAGGGAGUGACGCUGUGAGCUCCCUCAUUGCAUAGGCAGACGACUGGAUGACAUGCCCUUAGUGUGUGGGCAUGAAACAUUAUGGAAGGCUGGUAGAUGGAGCAGAAAAUGAGUGUCCUGGAUUUAGACCAACCACAGCAGUCUCAGUGCCUCCAAUGCUACCCACUCUCAUUUCCACUUGGCCUUGCGCUGCCCAGCGUGAAGCCAUGAGACACUGACAGAAUCUGUUUCAUUCUUGGUUAGUAACUUGUAACAAUUUAGACCUGACACCCAGCAUGGGGUGGUUGGGGGCAGGACAAAACUGUGAGUUAGAGGAUGUUUUCCCCCCCAGAUGCUGGUCUCUGUAGGCCUUUCUAGGUGUCCUUUCUCCUUCCACUCCGCCCCUUUCCAGACCUCCUCCAUUCUAGGUCCUAAAUUCUCUCUCUCUGCCUCUGGCCCUUCAUCUAGAAUAAGGGAGAAAAUUUUUUGUACGAAAUUAACAGUUCUCCCCAACUUUGCUCUCAGACCCUUUUACAACUCUUAACAAUAGAGGACUCCAAAAAGCCUUUGCUUAUACCUUACCUUUUGAUAUUUAACCGUAUUAGAAAUUAAAACUCGUUAAGUCCUAACAAUGUAACACACAAGCACACAUUCCAUUAGCUUUGAGAGCAAUAAUGUCAUCACACUUCACGAAGCCUCUGGAAAACUCCUGUGAACAAGGAGAUUGCAUAGGACAAACAACAUUGGUGGGAGUAAUAUUCCAAAAAUAACUUUGACCUUGUGGACAUCUAAGAAUCAGUAUUAGAGUUCAUGUGUAACGUCUUCCCAGGGCAUAUGUAUACAUUGUUUUUUUUAUUAUUGCAGGAACAGAGAAAUGCUCCACAAAUCAAUUGCUAAUUCUAGUCCCAAAGGCUUGAGGGUUUGCAGGGGUAGAUUGGAGCUGCACACCCAGUGCAACAUUACUUUGGCUUCCUGGUGCGGGUGGGGCAGCUCUGAGGUGGGGGUGAACUAGUCUCACAAACACUCGGAGGAGGGGUGGGGCUUCUCUUUCCCCGGGGAAGGGAAAAGGGAACUGUUGCCACAGCCAGCAAAGAAGUUUCCAGGGACAUAAGAGUGCAACGGAGGACAGGAAUAAGGUGUCUGUUCUUAGCAAGCUGGGGGCAAGGAAAUGGAAGACUGAUGAAUGGACCACCUACUGUUUCCUUCUUCCCUCUUUACUUGGAGUAGGGCUGGGAGGGGUUGCGGAGUUGAGACUGCAUAAGUGAGGAAGUUGCAGCCAUGCGUGUGUCCUGUAUGCAUUUCUGUCGCUAGGUCUCUCAAUGGCGUGUGUGUGUGUGUGUGUGUGUGUGUAUGUGUGUGAGGGUUUUCCUGUGUGUGUCUCUGCGUGUUUU